GAAGAAGGCAUACGUCAUUCACAAUGGCGGAGACAGGGUGAGAAGGAGAGUGUGUUAGUGAAGCGGCGCAGUAACCAACUACAUUGCCCGCGAAAGACGCUCACGGUGCCUGAAAAAUGGCCAUGAACUCCAAAGUGGAGAGAAAAACGGGCAUACAGUGUCUGAAGACCGGCGAGCUCGACGUGGAGAGCGGCGAUAGCAAGAAAAAUUCGUGGUCAGCCGCCAUCUCGGCCACAUCCAACCAAAAUGGCGAUCAGACUGGAUGUGAAGACCGUAUAAUGCCGGAACAAGAAGCAUCUGAGCGGCGGAGGAGCGGGCACACGGACACAAGAAGCUCCAAUAAUUCACCGCUACCCGGCCAGAGACCGGCUGAACAGUUGCCAAGGAGAAAUUUUCAGAUACCGAGGAAGAUUAAGGAACGGAAAGGCCUGUACCAGUUUCUGCCCCCUGACUCCCGGGACUUUGAGGGCCUUGUGAAGAUUCUGUCCUCCUCCUACCUGGAUGCAUCGUCUAGAGGGACAUUCUCCUAUAGCAAAGCCAGGCUCAUUCACAAUGAGCUGCUGGAAAAAGAGUUCAUUGAGAAGAGGAGGGAGCUAAAGCAGGAGGGCCGUACAGACCCAGAGCUGGUGGAGUCCUACUGCUUCAUGUUCCCAGACAAGUCUAAGCUCCCGUUGAUUUGUGAGAAGGGUCUGUCCGUGGGACACUCCAGGAUCACUGCACUCGGAAAUCCAGCAAUGGGUGUUUAUCUGUCCAAAUUCUCUGAUUUGCUUCAAAUGAACCCGUUUGAAGCAGGAACCUGUGGAGACAUUGUUGUAUUUAAAGUCAUGAGGGGCCGGCUGAAGAGCAUCUUUGAGAACAUGCCCAAGAGUGUACUGGACCCCACGCCCAAGUUUGACUGUCAUGUCUCUAAGAACGCCACACGGGUCACUUCCCUGCUGUCAUACAGGGCCUUUGAGCUCACGCAGCAGUAUUUCUAUGAGUUUGCUUUUGAUGAGAUCAAGUCUCGGCCCAGGCAUGUGUGUCCAUACGCUGUGGUGUCCUUCCAGUACAAAGGCAAGGAGUCUGCUGCUGCACCUAUGGCUGCACACAGGUUCAACAGCACUGUCUGUGAAGGAGGAAGCAGAAGGAGGAGUAGCUACACUGUGUGGAGUGGGCCGCUGGUGAACAAGGGACAGGAGUUGUGCCAGGUGUGUCUGUGCUCCUCUACACGCCAUUUCCUCCCUUUCAAACUAGCGGAGAAGUUGGAGAUGAGUAUGGGGAUGCAGCUGGACCAGGUGAAGAGGAAGAUUCCCUCUGUUCUGUUUUCCUGGGAUACCUACAGCGGAACACGAGAAGUGCUAAAGUGUGGGAUGUACUGCAGCCUGUUUGAGGUGGUGGAUGGGAAGGGAAAAGCGAGCACCAGCACUUUAUCAGGACUAAUACACAAACUGGAGAGAGAGAGGAUGGUGCUAGUGAAGCCUUUAUUUGAUAAAGGCUUUCUCUUCCUCUUGUCAUCUACUCAGAUGGUUAAUCCCAAGGAACGACAGGGGCGGUUUGAAAAGAGCCUGCAGGCAUUGUUUAUCUUUCAGGAGUCCAGGGGAGUCAUUAAGUACAAGCAGGAGCCCCUGUCAUCUGAGACUCAGCCCCCCCUCUUGGUCUCCAUGGAACCAUUCAUCCCAGCCCUGCACUACGCCCUGCUGAAGAUGCGCUCCACCCCCGACAUCAAGCACCUCAGCACCGGGGUGGAGCGCCAGGCCCUAGACUACCUGACCAGGAGGGACAGUGUCAGGGCCUUCCUUGUCCCAGAGUACCAACAGAACCUGGAUGAGAGGGGCAGCAUGCACCCCGUGCCCCGUCCCAAAUCCAACAUGGAGGGUCUGCUACGCUCCUACCUGCAUGGUCCCUCCUCGGCUUACGUCCUCCCCAUGGUCAAGGCCAGGGACAUGAUGGACAGGAUCAACCAGCCCCCGUCUGCCCCGGCACCCACCACCACGGACUACAGCCCUGUGUCAGACUGGGGGGGCUCAGGAGGGUCGGACAGACCAGAGAGGCAGCCUCCAGAGAGCAGUAGCAGUAGUAGGAGAGGGGGGACUUCCCAGGCCCAUUCUAACGGGGCUGCAGCAGGGACAGGGGCCCCUCCCCAGAGGUCCAGGCUAGCCCAGAGUGAUUAUGAUAAGGAAAAGAUGAAACAGCUUCUGAAGCUGAUCCAGCUGCAUAAGAAGGCCCUUGUGAAGGAGCCAGGGGAGAAGGAGAGGGACGAGGGGGGUGAUGAUGGGUCCUGGGAGGGCCCCCACGGCCUGAAGAGAAAACUAGAGGAGGACGAAUCAGGAGCCAUGUAUAAAUAUCUACGGGGAGCCCACUUCAGCAACGGAGAGCCCAGUAGAGUAGCCCAGGGGGAGGAGGAGGGGGAGGGUGGGAACUACAACCUGGCAGCAGUAAUGGAGAGUAUGGGGAUCUACAACACUGACCUGAGGGACAGGGGCAACUCCUCUCAGGCAUCCUCAGCCAACGAGACCCAGCGCCUGCUCAAGAUCCUGCUCUCCACCCUCAACAAGGCCAUGGCCCAGGGUGCUGCCGCCACCGACCUGCCCGACCACGGGGAGCCCACCACGGGCACGGCCAGCAUGGAGAAGCCCCUGGCUGGAGCGCCGUACGCAGGGCGAGUGGAGCAGGCCCGACAGGACUGCCUGGAGGAGCAGACGGAGUGCAGUCUGGCCAGCCUCUUCAGCCCCGGCUCUCCAGGAGAACAACACCACAGCUCAGAAAAUCCACCACUCACCUUGGAUCUGGCCUCUCACACAGACAAACCUUUCCCCUUCCUUGAUGCUCUGACUGACAGCCACCUGGAGCAGAGGAGAGGUCUGGAGGGGGGUGAGAGAGGUCAGAGUGGUGACUCCCUUGAGCAGGAGACUGUUAUGAGGCAAGCCUCUAUAGAAAGGGUAGCCAGUGGGGCUUCCUUGGAGAGGGCUCUGAGGGGAGCCUCUCUGGAAAGGGACAAGGUUCUUAGAGGAGCCUCCCUGGAAAGUGAGAGGGUAGCCAGGGGCACCUCCCUAGAGAGGGACCGCAAGGUGGAGAGGCCAGCCAGGCCGUCCAGCACUCUGGACACCAUCAUUAGCCAGGGGCUCCACUGCCUCUCUAACUCCAUCCAGGGCCUCAUGGAGACCCAGAGGAUCUACUACAACUCCCAGCUGUCCCCAUGGCUGCCCCAGCGCCUCGCCUGGCAGCCCAACAGCUCUUUCUCAGACUUUGUGGCACCCUAUGUCGUGUCUGUCCCUGUCCAGGGCCACGUCAACACCCUGUGUGAGAGGAUGGGCCGGCUGGUGCCCCAACUCCGCCACACUGACUCUGCUAAAGCGCAUGGGGCUUGUUCUACCCUCUGUGCUCCCCUCACAACUGUGCCACCCCCUCCACAUGCUCUCACCCCCGCCCCUCCCAUGCCCUCUCUCCCCCCACCUCCUCAUCACAUCCACCUCACCCCUAACCCUCCUAUUCUCACUCUCCCUUCCCCACCCCAUUCCCUCACUUCCAUCUCUCCCCUUCCCCCCAUCCCUCACCUUCCACCCCCAACUGCCCUCGUCCACCUCCCUGACCCUGUACCCAUCACGUCCCCCACCCCCAAGCAUGUCCCCAAAACCAAAGCACAGCCCCCUCAGGAUAAGAGCGCCUCUUCCUCCCAGAGCCGGCACAAACUUGGUACAGUCAAACAGCCACACAAGAACCCCUCCGCAGCACAGAAGCCCUCCACGAAGAGGAAGUUUGAGCCAUCUUCCUCAGAGUGUGAGAUCUACUCCCCUUCCCAGGCCACCAUGGGCUCCCCAGAAUGCACCCCCACCCGGCCUAAACAAGCCCUUCUCACAGCCCCCUCUCCCCUGACCCCGGCCUCAGCCGCUGGACUACUGAUAGGCCAGCUGAAGCCUGAGGUGUUCAGCAGCCUGGUGGAGAUCUUCAAGGACGUGCAGAAGAACACGGUCAAGUUUUACAUUCACUCUGGAGAUGAGGAGAGUGACAUCUGUGUGGAGAUCAAGGAGUAUUUGAUGAGCCUGGGUAACACAGAGUGUAACCCCCAGACAUUCCUGGAGAAAAACAGCAAUCUGGAUAAACUGCUCAUCAUCAUUCAGAACGAGGACAUCUCUUCCCACGUUAACAAGAUCCCAGCCCUGGUGUCUUUGAAGAAGCUGUCCAUGGUGAGCUUUGCUGGAGUGGACAGUCUAGACGAUGUGAAGAACCACACCUACAACGAGCUCUUUGUCUCUGGAGGAUUCAUCGUAUCUGACGAGUUUGUCCUCAACCCAGACUUCAUAACUCACGACCGGUUGCAGGCAUUCCUGGGGUUCCUAGAGGAACAAAGCUCUCCAGAGAACCCCUGGCAGUGGAAGAUCCACUGUAAGUCCCAGAAGAAACUCAAAGAGCUGGGCAGGUUGAACAGUGAUGCCAUGGCUCUUCUGAACCUGCUAACAGCCUAUCAGAAGAAGCACCUGGUGGAGUUCCUGCCUUACCACGAGUGUGACGCCCAAUCACGUCAGGCCCCUGAUCUAGACUGCCUGGUCAAGCUCCAGGCUAACCACACCCAGCACCGCCACAUCAUCUUCCUCACAGAGAGGCGGUUUGAGAUGUUCCUGCAGUACUCCAGGAACGGCAUAGUGAUAGCGAACAUCGAUGACAUCAUGACAAGUUUUCACAGCCUAAUUGGCUGCAGCGAUCUGAACGAGCUGCCCACGCCGCCCUCUACUGUAGUGCAUGACGAGUGUGUAGAAGAGGAAGAUAUGUCGCUGGACUCUGAUGACGACACCCAAAACCAGCCUAUCGCCAAGCCCCCUGCCCAAAGCCAGGAGGGGGGAACAGGAGGGGGCAUGGGGGACGCAACCCAGCAGCCCCCCUUACCUGAGUCAGACGAUUUCCGCCCCCCUCUUCCCGACCAGCUCAACACCCCUGGCCGACACACACCCUCCUCCAUCUCUUACUCCAGCGGCACCGCCAACCUGGCCGACUUCGCUGCUCUCAAAUCAGCCAUCUCCCAGUUCAAAGCCUCUAACCAGGUUGGGAGGGCAGGCUUGGCAGACAUAGGCAGCACUUCGCCAGGAGCGUUUGCUGUCAACCCCCACCAGAGCUUCCUGUGUCCCUCCACCCAGUGGGCAUCCUACUCUGGCUCCUCCGGCUACACGGCCUCCCCGGCCUACCCCGCCUCACCCUGCAGCAGUAACCAAGAACAGGACUACAGACACCCAGCCACAGCACCUACUACAGCCCCAGGCUCAACUCUCACCACACGGCCUCUGACCAGCCAGGCCCCCCUCACCCUAUCAGACAUCCCCCAGCCUCCCCUUCCACCACAUCUCACGUUGGGUGGGGCUCAGUCUCAGUCAUUUAGGAUGCCUGGCUCUGAUACGGGAGCAGCAGGGGUUGGUGUUGGAGCAUCCUUCUCUAUAGCCAGCAGUACUAGCAUUCUGUCAAGCACAGCUAUAGAGGUCUCUUCCUUUUCUCCAUCCACUGCACUUACAUACUCAGACCCUGCUGUUGCCUCCUUAGGCCUGGGCUAUUCUCAGAGCGAAAUGGCCCAGCUCAGCUACCUGGAAGGGGUCAGCUCCAGCACUAAUGGGACCCCCACCCAGCAGGGGGACAGGACACUCAGUGGGCCUGGGGAGAGCCCAUGGGGGUUAGGAGGUGGAACACCUAACAGCCAGGGGGGGGGCACGCCUGGCUCUGUUUCCCACAGCGGUCUCACCCAAAGUGGGGAGAGGGAGAGGACAGGCACUUCUGGUGGCAGUACCCCUGGAAGUCAGGGGGGCCGGACUCCAGUGAACAGUAUAGAAAGCCUUGGAGCGGGCAUGGCUAUUGCCUCUGUAGCCACCAGGGGGGGCUCAAUAGCUAGGCCAAUGCUGCCAAUCCUUGGAGGUACUGGAGGUAGUCGAGGCGGAGUGGCCAGUGUACAUCCACUUAGCGAUGGUCGCUUCAGCUGUAUAGGUGCCAUGCCUGGACAGAUGGAUGGGGGUAUGGAACGCGGGAGCAUGGUUUCUAGGGGAAUGGGUCCCGGGUCGUUAGGGGAGUGCCGAGGUAGAGGAGCCCCACCUGGAGGCCCCUGGCCCAGGCCAGGUGAACAAGAUUACUACUCAGAAUACACAUACUCACACAACUACUCCCCCUGAACAGACGAUCAUAAUUAUAGAGGGGGUAAUGGGCACGUCACACUGGUAGAGCUGAAUGUACAUAUUUACUUGUCAUAAACACAUUGAAUUGAUACUGGACAGAAGGAUCCUGUUUUUUUUUUACAAAUAAACUUGAUACAGGCAGUGCCGAGUGUCGUUACUGUCGUGUAUAAACGUACGCUCUUUACAUGUGAGCCUUUUCAGACCCCUGUUCCAACCACUAUAUUUAUAAUUGCCAAGAAACCUUCCACUCUUUUUGGUUUUGUUUUAUGUUUUGUUCUUUUCAGUUUUAGAACAGUUUCUGAACAAGGGGGAAGAGACAGGCUAUUUUAUUUUUAAAGAAAAAAAACAUAAGUGGAAGGCACUCACUUUUCACUGUUGGUAUUCUUUUUUACAUCCUUGGUUGUUCAAAGAAGAAUAUCUAUUAAAAUAAACAUGUUUCAAAUCA
Oncorhynchus masou masou (cherry salmon) is the source of this 6570-nucleotide messenger RNA. RefSeq names its product protein TASOR-like. Gene Ontology annotation, cellular component: heterochromatin; nucleoplasm. Gene Ontology annotation, biological process: protein localization to heterochromatin; negative regulation of gene expression, epigenetic. Gene Ontology annotation, molecular function: chromatin binding. The record is from RefSeq and is a predicted model, not a curated record. The coding region runs from base 117 to 6122 and encodes 2001 amino acids. The transcript has 20 exons. Lineage: Eukaryota; Metazoa; Chordata; Actinopteri; Salmoniformes; Salmonidae.